Molecule: messenger RNA, 2160 nt
Organism: Pseudogymnoascus destructans
Lineage: Eukaryota; Fungi; Ascomycota; Leotiomycetes; Thelebolales; Thelebolaceae
Gene: PEP7
Product: carboxypeptidase Y-deficient
Exons: 3
Coding region: 1-2160 (719 amino acids)
Biological process (GO): DNA repair
Molecular function (GO): DNA binding; metal ion binding
Source: RefSeq, a predicted model, not a curated record
AUGGAGACGGCGACGUCAUAUUCUAGUUGUGGCGAAGCUAUGAUUCACCAAGUGCCCCGCGAGCGAGGUAUUUCCAUAGGAGGACCGAUAAGCGAUAAGGCACUCUUGGCGAAGCAACAACACCACCUGCUGGGGUUAGUGAGGCGGCGGGACCCUGACGGCAUCACCAUUCGCCCAGAGCCGAAUGUGAAGAAUCACGCUGUAUCCACUCCCGCCAUGGCCGCGCGGAAGCUUGGAGGCGGGAGGAUACUGGGGAGCGGGAAGUCGCUGGCGCCGCCGAACACGUCGUCGCAUACGAGGUCGUCGAGCCUCCUCAGCAUUGGGGAGAGCGUUGUCAGCGUCGACUCAAAUGUGAGCACGCUGGGGACGAGCCCGCUGAAGCAUGGCAGAAAUGAUUUAGGAUCACGAGUGAGCUUAGAUAGUAGGAAUGAUGGCAAUGAGGCGAAUACGGGGAGCACGAAGCUUAUUUGCCCUAUAUGCAACGAGGAGAUGAUGACUCUGUUACAACUCAAUCGACAUCUAGAUGAUGACCACCGAGAGCUACCGCCGGUCGAGCAAGUGGAGGUGAAGAAUUGGUUUGAGAAGCAGGUUGUUAAAGCGAAGAAGUUCCAGCCGUUGGUGGUAAUAAACCAGAAGCUCAAGGGACUUGAUGUCUUCGAGUCGAACGAUUCCCUCGCGGUAAUGCCUAUACAAACUACAUCAUCUUCUAUCCAUAGACCACAGCAAUCGGUGGAACAAGUCCGGCAGCCCGACCCAGACGAGGUUGUCACGCGAACGCACUGGCAGAAGAACGGUUACAAUGAUGUGUGCACAGAGCCGUCAUGCGGCAAGAGGCUGGGUCCUGUCAAUGGCAACAUCAACUGUAGGAAAUGCGGACGCCUUUUCUGCGAAGACCAUACCAUGUACCAAAUGAAGCUGUCGAGAUCAGCACAACACGAACCUGUCCGGGGAUUCUGGUGCAGGUGCUGCGAAACGUGCUACAAAUCAAGGGAAGGAUAUAACGACCACAGCAACCUUAUCAAGAACCAUACGGAUGCCUUCGCGGCACUACGGAGGCAGAAAGUUGACAAGCACCACCUUGAAAUUUCAAGGUUGGAAAAGAGGCUUUCGAAACUCACGCAGCUACUGGCAAAUCCGCCCGAAGAUUUAGUUGCAAGCGGUGGAGGUCUCUUAUCAGGCUCGCGAAACGACCCACGGAAAGCUAUCGAGCAAUCCGUGGUUAGGUGGGAAGAAGAUGCAAAAGUGGCAAAGUGCCCAUUCUGCCAGCAAGAAUUUGGCAACUGGACUUUUAGGAGGCACCACUGCAGGAUAUGCGGUCGUGUUGUAUGUGCUGAUUCACGAACUGGAUGUUCAUCCGAAAUUGGCUUAAACGUCAGCAGAAAAAUCCCACCAGGCAAUAUGAAUAUUGAUGUUAGGAUGUGCCGAGAUUGUCGAACAACGAUAUUCAGCAGGAAAGAUUUCGAGGCCGAAUUGGUGCAUAAACCUACAGUGCAAAAGUCUUACGAGAACCUGAUACAGUUUGAGCGAGGUAUACGGCCACUUCUGGCUAGCUUCCAGAAGACGCUUCCGAUGUUACAGGAUCCCGAUCAGCCUCCAUCUCACACACAGCUGGCUGAAGCAGCUAAAGUAAGAAAGCGGCUGAUUGACUCCUUUGGAAAGUACGAUAUGGCAGCAAAACGCAUACGGGAUCUCCCGACCUCGAACGAGACGGAGGCUAAGUUGCAGAAAGCAAUAUACCAACAAGCGUCGAAUUUCCUGCACCUCCAUAUGCUGCCACUGAAAUCUCUUCCCAAACUACUCAAACAUGCCUCGCCUCAUGGGUCCGGAAACCCAAGGCCGGCGCGUAACGGUGGUGGUGGCGCCCUUGCUGCAAUCAAAUAUAACGACAUUGACUCUGCGAGCCAGAUGAGCAGUAGCUCCUCUGUCUUGGCUAUGGAAGCGGAAGAGAAGGAGCUACGAGAACGGUUAAUUGUCUUAGAAGAGCAGAAGUUUAUGGUUAGUGAAAUGAUCGCCGAUGCGAAUAAAAGGCGGAAAUUCGACGAGGUUUCCAGCCUGUCGAUGAAUAUGGAGGAUCUGAGCAAGGAGAUCGAUCAGGUUACGGGUAUGAUUGAGCACUUGGAUUUCGCCGGAGCCUAUGAAAAUGGCCAGGUGGGGAGGUGA